Fusarium poae is the source of this 255-nucleotide messenger RNA. RefSeq lists its product as uncharacterized. Lineage: Eukaryota; Fungi; Ascomycota; Sordariomycetes; Hypocreales; Nectriaceae. Bases 1 to 255 code for a protein of 84 amino acids. The record is from RefSeq and is a predicted model, not a curated record. The transcript has 3 exons.
AUGAUUCGGGGUUCUUUUUGUCGAGGUGCAUCUCGAGCUGGUCAAUGUAUCGAGCAGAGUCCGAGAAAUCGCAUGCCCCCUUGCAACGAACGCCAGUGUAAUGGCUUACAUCCGAAUUUGCCAUUCCUUGUCUUCCGAUCCUGCCGCAUUUUUGCGUUCGACCAUGUAGACGUCAAAUUCGGCUUGAGCAGGUGGCACGGAUGCUGCCAGAAAGGCUGUGGUGAGGAUACUGAACUUCAUGAUGUUUCCUUUUGA